AUGCACCAAAUCACAGUGUUGGUUCACCACAACAGACAACUCAAGAUGCUGCUAAACCACAGUGCAAGGUUUGGAAAUUUGGCUAGGGAAUGCACCAUAGGUAAGGCUACUCAAAAGGCCAACUGUGUCAAUCAAACUGAGAUGACUGGAAACCUAUUCUUUGCCAAUAGUGUCAUUUAUGAUGUGAAAAUAAAUGGAAACUGGUAUAUUGACAGUGGCUGUAGCAACCACAUGACUGGAAGUGCAGAAUUGCUUGUUGAUAUAAGGACAAAUGCAUAG
Prunus armeniaca (apricot) is the source of this 279-nucleotide messenger RNA. The record is from the annotation of a GenBank genome assembly. Lineage: Eukaryota; Viridiplantae; Streptophyta; Magnoliopsida; Rosales; Rosaceae.